This is a messenger RNA of Lineus longissimus, 1100 nucleotides long. RefSeq names its product histone H1, orphon-like. Lineage: Eukaryota; Metazoa; Nemertea; Pilidiophora; Heteronemertea; Lineidae. The coding region runs from base 23 to 1096 and encodes 357 amino acids. The transcript is spliced from 3 exons. The record is from RefSeq and is a predicted model, not a curated record. Gene Ontology annotation, molecular function: double-stranded DNA binding; nucleosomal DNA binding; structural constituent of chromatin. Gene Ontology annotation, biological process: nucleosome assembly; negative regulation of DNA recombination; chromosome condensation. Gene Ontology annotation, cellular component: nucleosome; nucleus.
ACCUACAAAUUCUUCCAUCAUCAUGUCUGCACUAGUGAAGAAAGCUGCCACGUCAAAGAAGCCAGCCGAACAUCCCAAGUACAGCGAUAUGAUCGCCGCCGCCAUCGACGCACUGAAGGAACGGAACGGAUCAUCAAGGCAAGCCAUCGUAAAGUACAUCGCAGCUAAUUUCAAAGUUGGGGACUCCGCUGAUGUCCAUGUCAAGCUUGCCCUGAAAAGGGGCGUCGUAGCCGAACAGCUCGUCCAAGUAAAAGGCACCGGAGCCAGUGGAAGCUUCAAGUUGGCCAAGAAGCCGGAGGCGCCCAAGAAAACAGUUGCUAAGAAACCAGCCGCGAAGCCUGCCGCCAAGAAGCCAGUGAAGAAAACUCCCACCAAAGCCACGAAAAAGCCUGCUGCGAAGAAGGCGGCAACGAAGAAACCAGCUGCCAAGAAACCAGUUGCCAAGAAACCUGCCGCCAAGAAGACGCCGACCAAGAAACCGGCUGCCAAGAAACCGGCUGCCAAGAAACCAGCUGCAAAGAAAGUCGCGAAGAAGACAAGAAAAAGUCGCUGUUUGCGACCUACAAAUUCUUCCAUCAUCAUGUCUGCACUAGUGAAGAAAGCUGCCACGUCAAAGAAGCCAGCCGAACAUCCCAAGUACAGCGAUAUGAUCGCCGCCGCCAUCGACGCACUGAAGGAACGGAACGGAUCAUCAAGGCAAGCCAUCGUAAAGUACAUCGCAGCUAAUUUCAAAGUUGGGGACUCCGCUGAUGUCCAUGUCAAGCUUGCCCUGAAAAGGGGCGUCGUAGCCGAACAGCUCGUCCAAGUAAAAGGCACCGGAGCCAGUGGAAGCUUCAAGUUGGCCAAGAAGCCGGAGGCGCCCAAGAAAACAGUUGCUAAGAAACCAGCCGCGAAGCCUGCCGCCAAGAAGCCAGUGAAGAAAACUCCCACCAAAGCCACGAAAAAGCCUGCUGCGAAGAAGGCGGCAACGAAGAAACCAGCUGCCAAGAAACCAGUUGCCAAGAAACCUGCCGCCAAGAAGACGCCGACCAAGAAACCGGCUGCCAAGAAACCGGCUGCCAAGAAACCAGCUGCAAAGAAAGUCGCGAAGAAGUAGGAAG